AUGGAAUCAGUUAAUAACAUUGAUGUCUAUGAAUACCUGUGGGUCGAGAAUCAGGACAUUGCCGAAAACACGCUGCACACACCGUUUCUACAGCACAUGCAGCUUGGAGACCUGCAGGCAGACAACUAUGUCAAAUUCAUAAUCCAAGACAUCAACUAUCUGGUGGUGGUCACAGACAUGUUGGAUAAGAUGAGAAACAAAGUCAAGGUCCCCGAGGACCUCCACAAUUUCAUGGAGGAUAGGUAUGAAAGCUACAAGACGUAUGCUGAAAGCACGUUAAAACCUCAAUGUAAGAAAAGUGUGUCAAACAUUAACCCAACCCCUGUCAUGAAAAAGUACUUGUCUGAUUACAAAGACAUCAUGGAGAAUCAGGAUCCCAUUUACUUCGCCGUGGCUCUGCUUCCCUGCUCCAGGCUGUGGCUGUGGCUAGCCAAUCAGCUCAACGAGAACUGCCACAACGCAUACUUCACCUGGAAGAUGUCCAACAUGUACGGCCACCCAGAACAGCACUAUAAAGUGCUGCUCGACAAGUAUCUGACCACAGCAAAACAGAAGGAACUGGCAAACAAACUCUUCCGCCAGCAAAUGAAGAACGAGCAUGGCUUUUUUGCGUCUUCACUUGAAUGA
Pelmatolapia mariae (spotted tilapia) is the source of this 627-nucleotide messenger RNA. RefSeq lists its product as uncharacterized. The coding region runs from base 1 to 627 and encodes 208 amino acids. Gene Ontology annotation, cellular component: cytosol. NCBI's taxonomy places the organism in Eukaryota, Metazoa, Chordata, Actinopteri, Cichliformes, Cichlidae. The record is from RefSeq and is a predicted model, not a curated record. The transcript is spliced from 3 exons.